UAUGUCGUUCUCCACACUUCUUUCUUUCUCAAGCCGAUUAGUUCAAUAGUUCCCUGGAACAAAAUCACGUACACGCCUGGUCUUCUGCUUGCUUGUGCCCAGGUGGCUACCAGAGGUCCAGAGCCGUUGCUUGUUCUUGGCGCUUGCCCCAGCACCAGCCUCGCGCUUCCUUGGCUCGCCCAGGUCGCCGCCGUCGCUCAGCUCGGCGCCCAUCUAUCUGCUCAGCCUCCAGCGGCGGCCUUCCCCUGCCGGUGCCCAGCCCAGCGGCCCCUCCUCUCUCUCCCUCAAGCUCUCUGCGCGCCGUGAAGCCCCUGCGCGUCGCAGUCUCCCAAGCUCGCCAUGGCUGCCGGACGAGUCUCUCCCGUCUCUGCUUGUCCUCUUCGAGCUUGGUUCCUGCGCGCGCGCUCCUCUGCUCCCAUGGCGUGUUCCUGCGCCCGCCUGGAUUUCCCUGCUGAGCUCGGUCUCAUGGCCGGCAUACGGCUUCGUGUUCGCCGGAGCUUCCUGGUGCUCGCCCAUGGCCGCCGGUGCUCGCCCUCUUGCGUCGCGCCCGACCCAGCCGUGUGCUCGCCCGACCGUACGCUCGCUCUGCUCGGCCAUGCCGCCUGCUGCGCGUGCGUCUGCUCCGUCCCGGCGCCCAAGCUCCAAGUCUGUCAAUCCACGGCGCGCCGGCAGUUCGCCGCCAACGUCCGGUCGCCGGUUAGCCCCUGCGUGUGGCCUCUGCACGUCGGGAUGGCUCGUCUCCGCUGGCCGGACGUCGAUCUCCUAUUUGCCAUGGACAGCGCAUCGACGCCUCAUUACAGCAGCCCGUUAUGGAACUCUAGUGCUUGUCGUUGAUUCCCGAUCGUCUCCGACAUUUGUCUUGCCGUCGUCGUUCGGUCACCCCGCCUCGAUGCUGGCCCCUACAUGCUGUCUUCGACUUGUGUUCGUGUCGACAAAAGAAUCUCAAUAGGAUGUGGAGAAGCAAGCCCCUGGUCGAUGCCCCCAAAUGCUCGGCGAAAGGCCUGAACAAGAAUCAUCGUCAUUUUUGCGAAGUUGUAGUAAUAUGGAGAGAGUGUUUGAUCGAAGACUUCAAUCGAAGACUAUCAUCGUUCUCACAAAUAUUGAGUCGAGUUAACUAUGGUGAGCCGAUUCACUAUUUUUACUAUUGAUUUUAUGAUCGGAAAAUAAGACGCUUAGUUUGCGUAUGAA
This is a messenger RNA of Zea mays, 1188 nucleotides long. RefSeq lists its product as uncharacterized. The record is from RefSeq and is a predicted model, not a curated record. NCBI's taxonomy places the organism in Eukaryota, Viridiplantae, Streptophyta, Magnoliopsida, Poales, Poaceae. The coding region runs from base 340 to 834 and encodes 164 amino acids. The transcript has a single exon.